Molecule: messenger RNA, 747 nt
Organism: Bursaphelenchus xylophilus (pine wood nematode)
Lineage: Eukaryota; Metazoa; Nematoda; Chromadorea; Rhabditida; Aphelenchoididae
Source: the annotation of a GenBank genome assembly
AUGGCAAGCAACAAACGUAAGGAAAACGCGGUAUUUAAUAUUUGCGGCGCUGGAAUAUUUCUUUUGUACAUCACCGGUUUCUUUCUCAGUUUGGGCUUGUAAGUUUUUUCUUUCAUACUAUAUAAUUUUCUCAUCGAAUCUGCAUGACUUCUAGCUCACAAUUCACCUCAUACACCCGACUUUUUUCAGGUUAAUCUACAUCCAAAUUAACGGUUAUUACAAGGACUUGGACGAUAUCCCCGGACUGGAUGAAAGACUUUUGGCAAGAAAUCCUUUGAUCAGAACUAUCACCUACAAUUAUGAGAUGGUUAUGGGAGAUGUAUACAUGAGCGGAGAUAGGGAAACAUCCGAAUUAUUGAAGAAACACAAAACUCGGAUAACUUCUUUAGCAGCCGUUGCGUUGACUUCGAAUUUGAAAGCGUUGGUGUCUGAUGUAGAGCAAAACAAUGGAAAUUGCAACGCAAUGUGUAAUCGUAGGUUUAGAAUUCGUUUUCUGUCAUCUUAAGACUUCAUUUUCUAAAUUUUACUGCUUCAGACUUCAAUGUUGUCUACAACGUUGCGGCCGGCCAUCUUCACAUGAAAGGUUACAUCUAUUUCCCAGAGGCCAUGAAACAACUGAAAGCUCCAUUGAAGAAGAUUAUUGCUGAAACUGUAAAGAACAUUCAACGUAAUGAUGCUCUCAAGUCUGUUGAAGAACUCCACAAUGCAGAAAUCAUUCAGCCAGUUUAUGAUUUUUUCGUUGAAUAA